UGACGGUGACGGUGACGGUGACGGUGGCGGCGUCGGGGAAGAAGUGGGAAAGUGGUAGCUCGGGGGGGUUGGUGAAGGUGCUGCGACGGAGGAUUUCAAGCCGUGCCCCCGGCGAGAUACGGGUCGCCCGUAUAGAUCUAUAUGCACAGUAAAAUUGUGGCGGCAGAGGAGCCCCGGCUACAACGCCGUCGUCAUCGUCGUCGUCGUCGUCGUCGUCGUCGUCGUCGUACUCGCGCUCGUUGUCGCGCCGUUGCUGUAACUGGGUCACACAGCCGUCCUUGUGGGCGUCUCGCGAACUGUUCUCCAUAAUUCCGCGAAAUUCCCUUGAUGCAGCGAAAAAAAGUCGAGACCCACCAGCGGCGGCGAGACGAGGACUUGGCGCUCUCGCCUGGUCGAGAGGCUCGCCAAUUUGGGACGAUAGAGGAAGUAACGGGCGCAGCAGCAGCAGCAGCAGCAGUAGCAGCAGCAUCGUCGACGUCGCGCGUCCUUCUCUCUCUCUCUCUCCCGGCGUCCGGUCCUCCGUCGCCUCCGUGCCGACGCGACAUGAUGUAUCGCGCUCAGUGUGCUCAUUGCGCAACGUCUCGCGAUCGAUAUGAUGAAUGAUGCGCUGCUAAGCUGCUUCGCCGUAAGGAUCGCGCUCGACAACACGCGCGCAACACCGUGCUCUCGCGUCUCGCGUCCUUCGGCAUCUGCGAGUCCACCGCGAGAAGACCGAAGCCAACAACGGACGGACAACAACGGGCCGCGUCGUGUAUGAACAUCGCGGCCAAGUGGCAGCGUGUUCACCUGUGCCUCACUCGUGUGCUCGCACGGCUCACACUUGGCCGACGCGAAGCUGUCGCUCGAGCUGGCGAGCUCUCUCUCUCUCUCUCUCUCUCUCUCUCUCUCCGAGUAUAUCGCGGCGUAUUCCCACCGGGAGUAUCCGUAAUGAUCGGCGCGGCUCAGUGAUUUGCGGCCGGGGAGAGAGCGCGAGUCGAGCCGAUACCGUGUCCGCGGUAACGAGCUGUUACGUCGUUACGCGGUUACGUAAAAAAAGAAUCCACCGACUGGACUCCCAGGGGGACAAUCCCGGCGGAAGGUCCACGCGAGGGCGGCUAUUACCCGCGUCGUGGAGUGUGAGUGGCUCCCGAGCGCGCUCGCGCGACAACCCCGUUCUGUUCCCCUUCACCUAGAGCGCGGCCGAGCCGGUAAAUAAUGAAACCCCGCGGUCAUUUGUCAAGCUCGCCGCGAGACGAGCGAGUGCUCGGGCGAGUAUCGUCGUCGGGCUAAACGGCACGAUUCCAACGCACGAGGCACCGACGAGCGUUCUUUUGCAGCGAAUGUCAGCGGGAGAUCACGUCUCGUUGAUUCUUGCCCGCGCGAGUCCCGCGUCUGUGCGUCGUCUUCGCCGAUGAAGCAACGCUGGUCACGCGGUGACUCCAGGCACAACGCCGAAGACUCUUGAACGUGUGUUGAAGAGACGCGAGGCUAAAGAAGUUGAAGAGAGGGAGAGAGGAGAGAGAGAGAGAGAGAGAGAGAGAGAGAGAGAGAGAGAGAGAGAGCGAGCGAACUUGUCGAUCAUCCGGGUCGAAUGUGCUCUCGCGCCUCGCGAUGCGAGAGUCGGCUGGUCACGCUGGCGAGCAGUGCAGUCUUACUGGGUGCGAUCAGCGGCGGCGCAGAUAACGGUGCCCGCGAGCCACGGCUUGGUGCGAGCGUGAACGCAUGAGAGCGGCGCGCCGCCGGGAGGACGUGCGUGACGACAAGAGAUCUCAUCUCGUGCGCGGUGUCGAAGCGAGUGCCGAGCGACAUGAGGCGACGGAACAACGGCUCCUCUUGCUUCUGCCAGGCGGCCAAGAGGAACGGCCGCGGCGGUUGCAACGAGACUGAGACGAACGAGCCACCCGGCUGGUGCAUCUACGUGGCGGUCGCGCUCGUCGCGGUCGGUUGCUACCUGAACGCGCUCGACUGCGACUUUGUGCACGACGACAUACCGGCGGUGGUGAGGAACCGGGAUGUGAUCGGCAAGGCGUCGUGGAGCAGCGUGCUCAACGACGAUUUCUGGGGCACGCCGAUGGAGAGCAUCAACAGCCACAAGAGUUACCGGCCCUUCACCACCCUGACGUUCCGAUUGAACUACUUAAUGGCGGGCUUGAGCCCGAUGUGGUAUCACGCCACGAACGUCGCCCUCCACGCCGCUGCGUGCAUCUUGGUCACCAGAGUGAGUCUCGUGGUGGCGGCGCUUCGGCCAGGAUUCGCGGCUCUCACCGGGCUGCUGUUCGCCGCGCAUCCCGUGCAUACGGAAGCGGUGACUGGCAUCGUGGGCAGGGCGGACGUUCUAGCGUGCAUCUUCUUUCUAUUGUCUUUCCUCGCCUAUCACGGCCAGCAGACGGCUUACGUAUGGUCCAGCGUUUGCCUGGGCGCGCUGUCGAUGUUAGCAAAGGAGACCGGCGUUACUGUUCUGGCACUAAACCUUCUUUACGAUCUCUGUCGUUCCUGGCAUUCAAUCAAGAGGUCUAUUUUUGAAGCCAAGUGGAACGACGACUCUAGAUAUUUUUCAAGACGCGCGGCGGCGUUGCUCGUCUCGUUUGGCAUACUUCUUGUGGUGCGGCUCGCUCUGCUCCAUGGUACUUUGCCGAACUUCUCCGCGCAGGAUAAUCCGGCUGCUUUUCAUCCCUGUUUCCACGUCAGAUUGCUGACCUUCUGCUACUUGGCAGCGCUCAACUGUUGGCUACUCCUGUGCCCGGCUAUACUCUCGCACGACUGGCAGAUGGGCUCCGUUCCUCUGGUCGCGUCCUUCUCGGACACCAGGAAUCUGGCGACUUGUAUAUUCUUCGGCGGUUGUUUGAUACUCACGUACAAAGCCUUCACGGACUUCGAGCAACAGAGGCAUCCGCCUCUUGUUCUUGGUUGGAUGUUCCUGGUGCUGCCGUUCCUACCCGCGUCCAAUCUCUUUGUCACCGUGGGCUUCGUCGUCGCGGAACGCGUCUUGUAUACGCCGAGUGUCGGAUGGAUCAUCCUGGUGGUCUACGGAAUGCAGGUGAGCUGGACGGCCGUGCCGCGACGGAGAAGCUGGAUCACCACGGGAAUGGUGCUUCUGCUGGCGCUGGGAUGUUUCAGGACGGUGCUCCGGAACAACGAUUGGACGUCCAGGGAAACUUUAAUCAAAGCGGGCUUGCGGUCCCUGCCCCACAACGCCAAGAUGCAUUACAACUUUGCCAACUUCCUCAAAGACACGUCGCAGCCGAACCUCGCGGUCCACCAUUACCAGCUGGCCCUCUGGCUUUGGCCGGGCUACGCCAGCGCGCACAACAAUCUUGGGACUCUCACGAUAGACGAUCAAGCGGAGUAUCAUUUUCUAGCGGCUAUUCACGCUCAACCAGGCCACGUGAACGCUCACUACAACCUCGGACGAUUGUACAGGAGGACAAACAGGACCGAGCAGUGCAUCGAGAUGCUGAAGAGAUGCGUGUCGUUGGACCCCGCGUACGCGCCGGCGUUCAUAGUCCUGGCAAGGAUCGCGACCGGGCCGGCAACGGGCGAGCUGCUGAGACACGUGAUCCACCUGCAGCCGCGCAACCCGGACGUCCUCGCCGAGUACGCACACUGGUUGUACGAGAAUGGCAAAUGGCUGCCCUCGCUGCGCUACUACUCCAGAGCUAUGGAGAUCUUCCCGUCGCAUAAGCCAUCGCUCAUCGGCACGCUGAGGAUCCUGAGGUUGCGAGGUCAGUGGUCCCGGGUGCACCAGCUCAUCAUCAGGUGGCAUUUGAUGUUACGGGCGAAACGAGGAGGCUUCAUCUACCGCGGCGAUCUGUACAUUCGCGCGUGGGAGCUGCAAAGCGAGUCUCGCCAGCGAGCUCAUCAGCAUCAACGGAACCUCUGCAUAUCGGAGAACGGGUGUUCGAGGCCGCGCGUAGCCAGUGUGUCGGUGCAGCUCGAACAAGACAGCAACAAGUCGGAACAGCUGCAACGGGCGCCGCGUUGCAACGUGCGUGCCUGCAGACAAGCGAGAAAAGGUAAGGCGCGCGUGACCGCGCCCGCCCUGCUUGUUCAGAAUCUACUGGAGACCCUUUAGUCCGCGCGAACCGGGGAACGGGUCUACCUCCUGCUCGUUCGCCAGCUGGCAAUCACGGACCGUGUGAGAUGAAGAGGAGGAACGCUCCGCAGAGCCUCGUCCGACGCUCGUCAGUGACGAAGACGGGGCUUUUGUGUGUGUAUGUAUGUGUGUGUGUGUGAGAGAGAGAGAGAGAGAGAGAGAGACAGUUCUACUAUAGUGGAAUAUCUGAAUAUUUUUCGUAUGCCGUGUUUAUGCGCAAUCGGGUCAUGCAAGCUCGCCGCGGCCCGUCACGGGUCAUUCACGAUAUCGAAGUGGAUGAAGGCACGUAAAUUCACGUGUCUUCGCAUUCUUCGCGACAUCGGCGGUGUCUCAUCAAUGUCGGACCACGAGGUGCGAUCCUUCGCGGAAACAACUCGGCGAGAGCAGAGCCGAAACGACUGACCGGAUCCAGCGCGUUACAGAGCGCUGACGUCAGGACGAACGCCGAUGCGCGCGAGACAAGGAUGAAGAUGAAGGAGUACGUUAGAAUUGAAUUAUACACGAAAUUAUUUUGCCACUUUUGAAUUUGUCGAGUAAGGAUAUUUCAACGAGAGAGGACCAAGGGAGAUUCGAGCGGUCAAGCGACGGAACGACCGCGUGUGCGAGUCGUCCUUCGCGCUCGUCGAUUAAACGCAAAGACGAGGAUGCGAUGCCGAGCUUUGUGUACGUCCCGGCGCGUGUCUCUCUUAUAGUUUCGGAACGUGAUAAUCGUAAUUGGUAAUGUAGUCGCAUAUAGUACAUGACGUGUUUCUAUAAAUAUUCGCUGUAUCUCGUGUGUGCUUUCAACGUUUUUGCGAUGUCUGUCCCGACAGAGGAGCGACACGGCGCUGCCAUUAUUACACGUAAUAUUAGAGGUAACCAGUCUUUUAUUAAACAACGCGUCGCCGCAACAGAGAUCGAAGGGGCUCUUUCCUCGGGAAAUAUUUUGACGAAGAAGCUUCGGCGCGACGGCGGGGUGAAGGGAGGCGCGGGUGCACACCGAGCGAAUCUAUGAUCCCCAGAGAAACAUUUAACGUGGCCGGUUAGCUGUAUCAUUCGCGCUAAAAAAAAAAAAAAAAUAAAUAAAUCGAUUUCUUUGUCGAAGCGUCCGCUUGAGAGCAUUCGAUAUGUAUUGUCAACAAACAGCUCAUUCACCGAGAUAUCGACGAACAUAGCACAUUCAUCGAGAUAUACGUUAUAUUUUUCCUGCCGCUUAACGCCGACAAUGGGAGUCGCGUGGUACGCGAGGAAACGAGAAGGAAGAAAAAAGGGGGAGGACAAACAAAAUCGUGGCGCCGAACUUUAUUUUUUUCCCACGACAAUGAUCGUAGCGCCGAGUGCAAGUAUGAAACGCGAGUGCUGUACAUACUUUUAAUACUCUUUCUCGGAUCGUUCUUUGUGUACCUCUCUCGUGGACACGCAAUUUUACGCACGUAAAUAUACGGUGCCAAUACUAGGAUAAUGAGUGUACCGCUAAUCUGCGGCGUUUGGUAUGGCUUUUGUAUGAAAAAAAAAAAAAGGGAAAAAGAAAAGAAGGAGUGGAGGGAAGAUUAACAAUUUCAAAGAAACACAUUCUUCGAUGAGCUUGGUAUGGCAACGUUUCGCUGCGAGUAUGUCGUAAAGAAGACUUUGCGAAACUUCUUUCGAUACUUAUAAAUUUUCGUUAUAAACUUUGUGUUGGCUGUGUAAGACGCGGCCACUCGGUGUAUAAAAACUUGCACGGCCGCUGUUUUAAUUACACCGCUGCGAAUUUCUUCAUCCUUUUUUAAUUAAACUGGAAGUUGCCGACGAGAUUGUACGAUAAUACAUCGACAUGGAGUAAUAAAAUUGCCGAGGGGCUAUUAGAGCUAAAUAAAAUAUUACCGCAGAUGUUUCGGACAGGCGAACGAAGACGGGAGAUCCUUUCGCGAUUAGUAACUGUCCGAGACGAGAUAAAUGAGAUAUAUUUCUGUCCGAGUGUUGACGUGACGCAUACAUGGAGAGAUUUCGUCUUCUUUGUUUCUUUGUUUCUUUUCCUUUGUUAUCCGGACGUCGCUUUACGAGUACUCGCGAAACUUGUUAAAACUUAAUAGAAGACCAAUGUACAUACUUGUAUACAGAAAUGUUACAUCGAAAGUUUGGCGAUGCUUAUUAAACUUCUCUAAUAUAAAAUCACUGUCGUAUGAUAACGUUCUAACAAGCCCGAAUAAAUAAAUUUUGGCUAUCCGAUUGCAAUGGCCAGAUGGUACUUUCGCGAAUUGCCGCGGAUAAUGGAAGAAAUGCAACGAAACGCGAAUGAGACCUAGACUAUAAUGGUGUAUGGAAAUGGCAAUGCAUCCAUAUGUAUGAAGUUACACUUUCGGUUACAGUGUCUUUCUUUGUGCAACUCUGCUGCGCGCUUGGCGUCCGCAGCUCCAACAUUUUUAUUCUGACAUUUCGUCCCGACGUGCUGAACGUUGAAUAAAGUGGCUAUCGUUGAACAAGAUACGUUUGACUCUCAAUUACUCACGAUCUCGAUUGCAUUCAAGUGACUUUUGAGAGAAAUAACGUAUAUUUUUUACCUAUUCUAAUGUGCAAAUUAUAUCAAAUUAUCAAACAUGUAUUAUCUCCUAUUAGCUCAACUUGACGGCCGUUUAAAUUGGAAGAGCAUCUCAGUUGAACUCAAUUAAUAAAGCUUGUGUAUAUAACGAAAUCACAUAUUACUCGUGCGCCCAGCGUUAAUCAGAAUCGCGUAAAUUUCAUGCACGCACAUUAUCAUCGUUUGUAAGAGCGGAAAAAUCAAGCUUCCCCUCGGAACCAUGCGGAUGGAGUUAUUAAAAUAGGAGAUCGUAGGAGUUGCUCAUUAAUUAAGGUAAGAUACAAAAUAAUGGAAGCUAAUGCGUU
Harpegnathos saltator (Jerdon's jumping ant) is the source of this 6913-nucleotide messenger RNA. Its product is annotated as transmembrane and TPR repeat-containing protein 1. NCBI's taxonomy places the organism in Eukaryota, Metazoa, Arthropoda, Insecta, Hymenoptera, Formicidae. Bases 1787 to 4051 code for a protein of 754 amino acids. The transcript is spliced from 15 exons. The record is from RefSeq and is a predicted model, not a curated record. Gene Ontology annotation, molecular function: protein binding.